Onthophagus taurus is the source of this 813-nucleotide messenger RNA. NCBI's taxonomy places the organism in Eukaryota, Metazoa, Arthropoda, Insecta, Coleoptera, Scarabaeidae. The record is from RefSeq and is a predicted model, not a curated record.
AUGGGAUUUACGAUAUUAGCCGGAGAUAUGUCGAAGCCUUCAGGUCAAGAAAUGAAGGUUACGAAAGUGGUUCUUCACGAAUGUUACAGCUUAGCGACGUAUUGUAACGACAUAGCACUCGUUGCUUUAGAAAAUCCGUUAAAAUUUUCAAGAAAAGUACAUUCAAUCCCUCUAACAAUGAACUACAUAAGCAAAACGAGUUGUUCAAUUCUAUCGUGGAAUCCUUGCCUUGAAAAGGAUCAAAAACCAUACUCUUAUCUAUCAAAAGUUUGCAUGAAAACCAUAAGCGAAAAAAAAUGUGUAAAUCAUUUUGCAAGAUUACCUAACGCCACUGCUUAUUUAAACCAUAACAAAACGUGCGCAAUUAUUACAUCAAAAAGGAAAAACGCCACCGGGUUAUGCUCCAUCGAUUCCGGAAGCCCCCUAGUACAUAAAAACGAGCAAAUUGGGAUAUUGAGUAAUCCCAACACGGAAUUUUCUAGCAAUUCCCCAAGCAUUUUUACGAGAAUUUCAUCCUACAUUAAUUGGAUCUCAACAAACAUGCAUUUACACGGAGAAAAAUGUUCGUUUGAAAAUGUAUUAAAACUUACGAAUGAAAAAUGCUGUUUUAGCACAACUCCUAUUACAACCACUUCUACUACUACAAAUCCAACAACUACAAGAAGUACUAUGUUAAAUAAUCAAACAUUAAAUAAUGCUGCAAUAAAUAAUUCUGUAUUACAUAUUACACAAUUAAGAAAUACCACUACUUCAUCAACUAUUGCAUCAAAAAAUACUUAUUUACCAUCAUGUCCAAUAAUUAAACCAAUUUAA